AUAUUCCAUGUGUUGGUAUCGUGUGAGCGUCGAACGACGCGUCGCCGCGGCCGCCACCGUUCCUGGCUUUUUCUCAUCGUUUCAAAUAUAACGACGCGGUAUAAAUAAGUAUGAGCAAUAGCGAAUGAUCUACCUAUAUGUAUAUUCGACUGUUGUUGUCAUGUAUGCCGAUCUCUCUCAUUCUCUUGUGUCUGUGUUUUUUUUUGUCUCUUCUCGCUAUGCCGUUGACGUAAAUAUGUAUAUGCGCGCGCGUUAUAAACCGGAGCGGAUGGCAUGCAUACAAAGCAUACAGCUCGCUCGCAGUUGGAUGAUUAUCAUCAUUUUCCCACAUAGACAUGUAUACUCGGUGGCACGUGCUCGCGGAUGAAGAUUCAUCGGGCAUCGGUUAUGGAUGUGGGGGCGGCGACGACCGCAGCCGGGACCACCGGAAUACGAUGACCCUGAAUUGAGAAAGAGAAAGAGCUUCAGCUCGAUGGGGGGAGCGAGUCAACAUUGCAAAGUAAAAGAGAGAGAGAGAGACACGUUGUCGAGAUGUAUAGGCAGACACUUUUGCUCCGAUAUAUAAGCUCUUUCGCUUAGAAUUCGCGCGAUCAGUUCGAGCGCGGAGGCUGGCCGGGAUAGGUAGAUCGCCAGCCGUGUUUAUUAUAUAUAUUACAUUUACUUUAAAAGAUCGCAUAGUGCGUGGCACGCGUUGGAUCGUAGCCUCUUAUUUUAGAUCAUUGUGUCAGGUGUGAGUGAGCACGACAUCUCCUCUUUUAUUUAUAUGCGACGUAUACAAUAUAUGUGCUUCUUUGUGUGGUUUUUAUAAGGCGAUGAUUGUUCAUCUAGCCUAAUUACUUAUUGUAAAUACAGUGCUACAAGUUGAUUAGAAUGUGUUUAAAGUGGGUUCGAUAGUGCGAUAUAUACAUGUACGUAUACAUUGAUAUAGGUUGUUUGUUUUUUUCUGUGGAUACUCGUUUUUGAUGCAAGAUACAUCGACUUAACCAUCGAUUUUUAUUUUACCAAAAAGAACAUUUAAAGUACAUGCAUAAGUAUACCGCUGUAUAAGACUGAUUAUUUUGUAAGUGAUUUUAAAACUUGAUAUAGUGAUUUAAAAAAUCAAGUUAAAAAAUGCCGCACAUAACGGAAGAUUCAGUGCAGAUAAAAAAAGAAUCAGACUCUAUGUACAAAGAAAUGUUGCUAAUGACCAAAGAAAUGGCCUGUGUCUACUUCGUACAAAAUGAAACGUAUCAGUUGAAUUGGCAUGACAAUUGGCUAUUGACUCCAGUCAGGAAGAGAAAACGAUCGAUGCCUAGCUACGAAGUAUUUCUCGGUGGUUCGUGUAAUCCAACUACCUGGCGAAAAGAUAUCGUGAUUCCAGUUUUGAGCAAACACAAUAUCAGCUUCUACAAUCCUCAAGUGGACGACUGGAAUCCGACCCUAGUGAAAUUCGAAGCUAGUGCAAAGCAAGAUGCAAAGCUGCUUUUGUUCGUCAUUGACGACACCACUCGCAAUUGUGCAGGGAUAGUCGAGGCUUCUGCGCUUGCCGCCUCGAGAACCCAACAAACAGUCCUCGUUCUCAAGUAUCAUCAACGGGGUCAGACUAUCAACGGGGAGGUGAUCUCCGAUCGAGAGCAUUAUGAAUUGGUAAACGCAAUGGCGAUAUUGGAAUAUUUGUAUGCCAACCGCAAAGGUGAUCCAACGUAUAGCAUCGAAAUGGGCCUCCAAAAAGUCAUUUGGAAAUUACGUGGUGAUACUGGCAUUGAAGAUGUACCUGAUCCCCAAGCACACUUGCACAAAAUAGAUUUAAAUGCUCCGGAACAUGAUUUUAUAGCAAUGAAUGCUGCUUUCGGUGACCUAAGGAUAAAUGAAGCUAAUUGUAAGAUGGAUGCGAAAAAAGCUUUUUUAAAAUUAAUGGAAGUUAUAGGCAUCCCACAAGUCGAUCUGCAAAAUCCACGAGAUGAUGAAAUGAAAGUACUAGACGAGACGUACGCGUUAAGAAGAUUUGCAUCAGUUUUUAUGAACAAAAGUAUAAAAGAAAAAUUGAGUUAUGAGCAAAUAUUUGCCUUUACAAGUUAUUGGUUGCGUUGGAUACGGAAAGAUGCUGUCAGCAGUCUACGCGAUGACUGGAUGGAUAAUAUUUUUGAUACUACGUCGAAUCGAGACUUGUACCUAGGAUUUUUCCAAACUGAAAAUGAUUAUUGGCACAAUAACGAUGCAUCGAUAAAAUUAGUCGAAGCUAGUGGUUUCUCUUUUUACCGUCCUUGUACGGAUGAAUUCAAUUCUUUGAUCAUGCCUUUGGAGUACUUACGUAUGGAGAAGUCUGCAGUCGUCGUUCUGGAAAUUCCACAGGAUCAACGUGCUCUUGCAACAAUGGCUGUCGUUGCACAUCUAAUUGAACUAGUCAAACCUGUAGUCAUUAGUUUUCAAAAUAUCUCCAUGAGUACAAGCUCCCUCGCCAAUGGCGAAAAGCUUACCGAGACGGCUAGAAAAGAUUAUAAUCGAGGUCGAGCAUAUCUAAUGGAUAUGAUUCAAGAUAAAGCAAAGACAACUGCUAAAGCUAACGUAUUUUUAUGUACAAAUGUGGAAGAAGCAUUGGGGAAAGCUAUCAGCUUAGUGAAAGAAGAUUUUUAAUCAGGACUCUUUUAUUCCAAUGACUCUCAAUAAUCAAUUGAAUUAUUCAAUAUUCGUACGAAAAUGAAAAAAUACAUUGAGAUAUACUUUAUUAAAAGCUUUUUUGAAGCUUGUGGAUACUAGAUACAUCAUAUUAAAAAAAAUCAUCAUCCUGCUGUUACCAUAAUUUUGAGUUUAUUUCCAUUUAUAAAUUCUAGUAUGAACAAUUUUUUUUAUAAUAAGGACACUUUUUUAUUGAAAAAAUUUGCUAUAAAUGUUGAUAUUAAAAAUGACAUUUUUAAUAAUGAAAUGUUUAUUAUAGAUUGAUGUCAUUUUUAAUGAGAGUAAUAAAUAAGAAAGAUCUCGUUGAUUAGUUGAAAAUAUCAUUUAUAAUCAUAAGUCAUAAUUUUAUGUUUUUGUACAUAGACUUUAGAUUAAGAAAGAUAGAAUUAUGCGUGUUCAAUCCAAUCUAAUCAAUGUCAUGAAUCAUUUCAUGACUGAUUAGUGCACAUUUUAAAGAUGAAAUACUGUAAUCUCAAAUAUAUUUUUGUUAACGUAAUAAAUUUAUAGUUUUGUAAAUGUUAUUUUUAAAUGUUAUAAAAUUUUAUAUUUCAUUAAUUCGUGCUUUAUUUAAGGUUGUAAUAUUGAUUCAAUAUCAAUGGCAUUCAAAUGAUAAUUAUUUCAUAUUAUUUAUCAUUCAUAGUCUAUUUAACGUAUUUAAUUAUAAAAACUACGGCAUUUAUUAUGAAUUAAUAAUAUUAUAUUAAUAUGAAUCAAAAUAAGUACAUAUACUUCAAAUUUAAUGAAUGUUCGCGUUUCAAUGAUGUAGAACAUUUUCCGUGAGAUUAUUUUAUAGCCCCUCCGUAAAUAACAAUAAAUAGUUUGAUUGA
Messenger RNA from Trichogramma pretiosum, 3482 nucleotides. RefSeq lists its product as uncharacterized. The transcript is spliced from 13 exons. Gene Ontology annotation, cellular component: plasma membrane. The record is from RefSeq and is a predicted model, not a curated record. Lineage: Eukaryota; Metazoa; Arthropoda; Insecta; Hymenoptera; Trichogrammatidae. The coding region runs from base 1111 to 2613 and encodes 500 amino acids.